Molecule: messenger RNA, 594 nt
Organism: Colletotrichum aenigma
Lineage: Eukaryota; Fungi; Ascomycota; Sordariomycetes; Glomerellales; Glomerellaceae
Product: Synaptobrevin-like protein ykt6
Exons: 5
Coding region: 1-594 (197 amino acids)
Biological process (GO): endoplasmic reticulum to Golgi vesicle-mediated transport
Cellular component (GO): Golgi apparatus
Molecular function (GO): SNAP receptor activity
Source: RefSeq, a predicted model, not a curated record
AUGAAGCUUCACUACAUUGGCAUCCUCCGCAACGACAGCAAGCCGGCUGUCGAGCUGUGCAGUGAGAUGGAGCUGUCGGCAUACUCGCGAUUCACAAGAAACAGCUAUGCCGAGUUCAUGACCCUCUUCUCCAAGAAGGUUGCCGAGUCUACCCGUCCCGGCCAGAGACAGGAUAUCGAGGAGGGCGACAACACGUUCCACUGCGUGGGAAGGAGCGAAGGCAUCUGCGGCGUCAUCAUUUCCGACCACCAAUACCCCAGUCUAGUAGCCCACCAGCUUCUCUCCAAGAUCGUCGACGAGUUCCUCACCAAGCACCCGCGCUCCACGUGGGCCACCGGCGAGCCCAAGCUCGCCCUUCCCGAGCUCAAGGAGUACCUCACCAAGUAUCAAGACCCCCAGCAGGCCGACUCCAUCCUCAAGAUCCAGAAGGAGCUUGACGAGACCAAGAUUGUCCUGCACAAGACCAUCCAGAGCGUGCUGGAGCGCGGCGAGAAGAUUGACGACCUGGUUGCCAAGAGUGACGGCCUGAGCUCCCAGAGCAAGAUGUUUUACCAACAGGCAAAGAAGCAAAACUCGUGCUGCGUCGUCAUGUAA